Messenger RNA from Zonotrichia albicollis (white-throated sparrow), 4810 nucleotides. The record is from RefSeq and is a predicted model, not a curated record. Lineage: Eukaryota; Metazoa; Chordata; Aves; Passeriformes; Passerellidae.
CGCCUGGGCCGGCGGAGCGCGGCCCGGUCCCGCCCCGUCCCGGCCCCCGGCGCGGCCCUGCCCUGCGAGGGCCGGCAUGGAGAAGCUGCGGCGGGUGCUGGCCGGGCAGGACGAUGAGGAGCAGGGACUGACGGCGCAGGAUAAAGUGUUGGACCUAGCAAGGUCCUUGAUGCCUCAACACUCAGCUUUGGAACUCGAGUCAGAUGGUUUGCCAUAUGCUUUGUUGCUGGCAUUUUAUGUUCUUUUCUUGGAACAGCAUUGCUAUGGCUCCCAAAGGGGAUCAAACUUUUUGCAGUGUUCUACACCCUGGGAAAUAUUGCUGCUCUCGCCAGUACAUGUUUCCUGAUGGGGCCCCUGAAGCAACUGAAAACAAUGUUUGAUCCGAAACGAUUAAUAGCUACGAUUGUGAUGUUGCUUUGCCUAAUAUUGACUCUGUGUGCUGUAUUCUGGUGGAACAAAAAAGGUUUGGCAAUGUUAUUCUGCAUAUUGCAGUUCUUGGCAAUGACCUGGUAUAGUCUGUCUUAUAUUCCUUUUGCAAGGGAUGCUGUGAUUAAAUGCUUCUCAUCCUGUCUAGGGUAAAUUAAAACCAGGAACCACUGUCCGCUUUAAAAGGCAACUUUUUUUCUCUGUAAAUUUUACUCAAAAAUCUCUACUUUGCCGCUUCUGAAGUACCCAGUAGCAGUUUUUUUCCUUGCCUUUUGCACUUGGGAGAUUAAAUAAUUUUUACUAGAAACAGUUUUUUAAAUAAAUUUAAACCAGAAUUAUUUGUGUUUACCUUGAAACUUCCAGGCUUUUUUCUAACAAGAAAGUACAUUUAAAUACUUUAUACAGAGUGGUCUUAACACUACUUUGUAUCCAGUAACAGUUUAUUCCCCAGUGGAGGCAAGUCACUAAGGCCUGGGUAGUGUGCAUAAAGGUUUCAUUUAUAGUUCUGUCUAAAACUUGCAAUGUGCCAUUUAUGUUUGUAUAUUAUCCAUUGUAUGCUUUUCCAAAGACAGAGUUUUAUAAACAUUGUAAAGAUUUGGAAGGUUUGUAAUUAACUGCUCCUUUGAAAUGUCUAUACAUGUGCCUUAUGGAAAAAACUUACUGAGAAUGUGAAAGGAAUGUUUAAAACCUGUUGGAUUUUAUUAAAAAAGUUGUAUUUUAAAUGUUUUUUUUUUAAAUUUCAUACCUAAAUACUUUUUACUACAAGAACUUAUGACUAAUGUAUAAAUGGGACUUGUGAAAUAAAUUCAUUUUAAAAGUGCCUUAUACAUUAUUAUUUAGGAAUCAGCUAUAGAGGGCUGAAAAUUUCAGCAUUACUCUUGAAUAAAAAUAAAAAUAUAAAUGUUUGUAUAUGACUAUAUCCAAAUUUGUUUGAUAGAUUUUCAGAAGUGACCUUAAAGCUUCUUUUAGUAUUUAGACAGACUGUUCAUUCUGACUUAAUCUGGUAAUAGAUUGACGUACUGUAACACUUUGCCUGGCUUCAGUAAGAGAUUCUCAUUUCUGAUUUUUUCAGCUACGAACUCUCCAGUUAUUCUGGAGCAAAGUUAAAUCUUUAAUGUUUGGUUGAUAUUAUAUUGCAGGAGGUUCUUUUUUGCACAGGAUGGAUAUGCUUAUAUAUGUGUGUUCAAAACUGAGUUGGUUUAGAUUUUUUCUUCUGUUCAUCCACAAAUCUAGAAGAAGGAAUUGCUUUGAAAAGAUGUGAUCUGCAGUGUCAGGAAGGAGAAAACCUCAGUGUUUUUAGUAUUCAAAGUUCAGGCUAAAGAGACAAAUUGAGGUACAGUAUCUUCCUGUUGAGUAUCAGUGCAUGUUGCAAAACAUAGCUACAACUUUUGGGGAAGCUGUGUACAGGGUGAUUGCAUUACUUUGCAGCUAGACUUCCAACUAAGCCACGCCCUUUAAACUGGUUAGUGACAAUAAAUUGCCAGGGAGGCAUCGUCCCUGCUGGUGAUAGCCAGGGGCAGGUAGUCCUGGCCUCACAGCAGGGCUUGCUAGAGCUGUGUGAUGUAGGGACAGCUAUUCCAACUCUGCCCACGGCCCUUGGGUGAAUUUUUGGCUCCGUUUAGUUUUCAGCUUGCAUUGAAGAGGAAGCAGGAUGUGCGUGGGCAGUGAUGGACAUCAUCCUGGAAGUGACUGCCCCUUCCCCAGUCGCUGCUGCUGACCUCAGCUGACUGGAAAGAUCCCGUCCCAUCCUGUCCCAUCCUGUCUCUUGUGCUAGGCUUUCAUUUGCUCCAGAGCUGGUUUUGCCCAUCACCCACCAGUUCUGGUGGUACACAAUCACCUUCACUGUAGUCUUUAAUUAGAGUUACAUUGGUUAUUCAAAAUUUAUUUAUUUAUUUAUCCACUGUGGUAAAUGAUGAAGUUGCCAUUCAUCUGUUAAUGUUUAGAUCAGCAGGAGAGAGUGGGUUCAAGAACCAAAAUCUCCAUGUACUGGUAUGCUUCCACAUGCACUUUGGUCUGUUAGUUACAUCAUGUGCCUUCCUUGGUUUUUUUUCUCUCCUGAACGUUUAAGGGUUUACUUCCUCCAUCUGCAUACAGAGCACUCUCUCUGUGUUGGUUUGCCUGUAUCUUUUGCUCCUUCACAUCCUGUCUUUGUUUACUGUGUAUGAGUAUUCCAAGAGCUCACAGUUGGGGAAUCUUCACAGUAUAGUAAUAACCAUUAUGAUAGUGUGGAAGCAUAGGUGUGAAGAUCUGUCCCUGUGGAUUGCAUACAUGCCCCCCUUUUUUUGAUAAACUUUUGCUACCCUAAUUCAAACAAUGCUUUGAAAUAAAUGCUGUAGAAAUUAUAUGCCAUGACUUCUAAGGCUAAAUUUUGGAGUGGUGGUAAUCAUCUUGGAUCCAUAGGAAAUGUUUGUUUACUUAUUACUGCACCAUGAAACUUCUCCAAACCUCUGUUGGACAGCAACUUCCUAUCUUUUGAAAAGAUAGGAAGUUGCUGUCUUGGAUAUCACAAAAACCCAAACCAAACCCCAAACAAACAACAAACCUCCAACAGAGAGAUGAGCAUUAGCUCUGUGACAGAAGGCGUUGACGCUAGAAGGAUCUCUGGACUGUACUCUUCAUACCAAACCAGGCAGCGCUUGUCCACUGAAUCCGAGGCAGCCAGCCCUAGGUCUGAGUGUGUCUGUCUCUUGGCCUGUCUGCCUGCCCUUAUUCAUAAUACUUCAAGUAAUCAAGGAAAACAAAGUAUCAUUCUUGGGUGUAAGACGGCAAGAGAAUUUAACGUGAUUUUAAAAUACUGCCUUUUCAUGUUUGGACGCUUGAGGACUUGGGGAGAAAUUUAGAGCCUUUUUGCCCUCGGGGCGUGAGCCCUGCCAUCCACUUCUUUAUUUCGGCUCUGCUGUAGAGCGGGCGGGAGAGGACUGGGAAAAGGCGCCGGAGUAGCGCCGCACGGAGCCCGACCAGUGCGGCUCGUUCGGGAGCGCGGCCAGUGCCGGCACGACCCCCGUCCCCGCCCGCACGCCCACCCCGCGCUGGGGAAGGGUGUUCCCGGGGCGGGCGAAGGGCGGGAAGGGGGACGGGUUAUCGAGAGGGAAAAUCGGCGGCUGUCGGCGCAGAGCGAGCUCGCAUUCCGCGCCGGCAGCUCGGGCUCCUCGUCCGCCCGUGGCCAUGGGGCUCCAGCCCCGGCGCGCCGCGGGGCCCUGCCCGCCCGCGGGAAGGAGCGCCGCCCUGCCCGGAGCGCGCUCCUCUCCUCCCUGGGCCCGCAGCGACGAGCCGGAGGGAACUCCCGGGCGGCCCGCCGCGCUGCCGCCCCUGCUGCCGGCCAUCCUGCCGACCCCCUCCGCUUCCCCCGCUGCCGCCCGGGCGCAGCCCAAGAAGCCGCCGGCGGCCGCCUCGGCCCCCAAGAAAGCAGCACCUCGGCCCGCAGAGGAGAAGGCAGCGAGGAAAGCGCGGGGGGCGCCCCCGGAGCGGCCGGGCCCCCUUUCCAGCUCCUGGCCCUGCUCCUCCCUGCAGCGGCCGCCUCCGCGGAGACCGCCGGCCGAGCGGGCGGCGCGGCCCCAGCCCCCCCCGCCGCAGCCGCGGGGCCGCCCGGGGGUGCCGGGGGCGGGCAGCCGCUCCUGCGAGAGCCUCGGCGGGGCGCCGGGCGAGGCGGCGGGGCGCUUCUCGCUGAGCCUGCCCCCGGAGGCCAUCCGGGUGCUGCAGCGCCGCAGCCUGGAGCGGCAGCGGGGGCAGCCCGCACCCUCUCCCGCCGGCAGAGCCGCCCCGGCCCGGCGCGGCGACCUGCGCGCUCUGCUGAAGGUUUCGCUGCUCAACGACCGGCACCGCUACGACGACGAGGAGUACGAGGAGGAGGAGGCGGGGGCCGCCGCGGACGAGGGGCUGGUGCGGAAAUGCACCGAGUGGCUGCGCGGCGUGGAGAGCGCGGCCGGGCGCGACCACCCCGAGCGGCUGGAGACGCUGCCGCACCUGGGCACCCUCUGAGCCCCGCCGGGACCGGGGAGCGGCGCGGCCGGCGGGGGCCGCCCGAGCGGUCGGACCGGGGGGAGCUGGGGCCGCCAUCCGCGAUGUCGUGUUCCGUGUUGUGUUGUCGGCGCCCUGGCAGCGCGGGCGGGUGGCGGCAGGGGCCGGGCAGCGGAGCCCCUGGCCCGGAGCCGAUCCUCGGGGCGCCGCCGCCGCCGGGGCGAGGGACAAAGGAGCGGCGCCGGCCCCCGCCCGCCGGUGCCCGGGUGCUGGGAGGGAGGGCACCGGCUGUGGCCGUCCUGCCUCCACCCUCGCGGGUUUUUUAAAGAUUUCUGACUACUUUAUAAAAUGUGCGUAAUGGUUUUGUAUAUUUGUACAUAAAAGUUCAUUUUUAUUUAUUUGAAUAAAGGACUCUUGUGUUGCGGUA